AUGGCUGCCCAGGCGGUCACAAGUCCCUGUUUCCGCACCGCAGAUCCCUGCAGCAAGGGUCUACGCACUAUCCGAAGUUUCGAAAAGGGUGUGGAGAGCCAGGAGAGCGAGCUGCUUGUGGGGGAGAAAGGAUUUCGAAUGGCUAGUUUGCUCUCGUAUCGUCCUUUUUUGUUUCCUCACCCCAUCCUAAGUUCUUCCACCCUCUAUCCCAACAUAGGGCCCUUCCAACAGCCCGCCGAGCGAGCCAGGGUGUACAAUUACGGUUGGUACCUCAGUACGGAGACAAUGACGUCGGUCAGACUUCCGGCAGGUUGCUCGGUGCUCUGUCCACCUAGCAAGGACGCGUGA
Molecule: messenger RNA, 348 nt
Organism: Chaetomium globosum CBS 148.51
Lineage: Eukaryota; Fungi; Ascomycota; Sordariomycetes; Sordariales; Chaetomiaceae
Exons: 2
Coding region: 1-348 (115 amino acids)
Source: RefSeq, a predicted model, not a curated record